Microdochium trichocladiopsis is the source of this 678-nucleotide messenger RNA. RefSeq lists its product as uncharacterized. The record is from RefSeq and is a predicted model, not a curated record. NCBI's taxonomy places the organism in Eukaryota, Fungi, Ascomycota, Sordariomycetes, Xylariales, Microdochiaceae. The transcript has a single exon. The annotation marks the transcript as partial.
GUCCUCAUAUGCUGCCGACCCGAUUGCCGACACGCCAUUACACCACACGGAGCCCAGGUUACUGCACACCUCUGGAACAAGCACCGCGUCCCUCUAGCGGAUCGUCUAGGACUUAUAGAGCAUAUACACGACAACUACUCUUUAGGGCUUACGUAAUCCUAUAGAGGCAGAUCUGCCGCCCUGUGGUUCCAGACCUCAUCCCGACCUCCAGACCUACGACGGCUUCAGCUGCCGUAAAUGCGCAUUCUUCACAACGAGCUUCCACGAGCUUACGAGGCACCUUUCGCAAAGCCACCUCGAUGGGCAAACCGCGACCCGACCGCGCAUUGGCCUACUCUACGACGACGUUUACCUACAAUCCUGGGCGGGCGGGCCGAAUCGACGAUAUUGGACCGUCACCGAUAGAUGGGAGUACAGUUCGCCCAGUUUCUGGCCGCAUAGCUAAACCGAACCCUCUCGAGACCUCCGAACGGCCUGUUUUCUCGAACUACGAUACAGCAAGAAAAGAUCCAAACGAUAAGUGUACUGCUAUCACCCAAAGCAAGCCAUGGCUAGAUCGGACGAGAUGGCAGCAGAUCUUCGAGGGCGCGAACUAUGCAGUACUAGUAGCCCUUAUAGCUUUGCCCUCGAACCCACCUACUUCACUUCGACACCUCGGAAAAGGGCUUCAUCCUACAG